ACAGAGCUUCCUAGUCCGUGUAGUGGAGGUAGCCAUCAUCAGAAUCCAGAAAGGAGCACCGUGUGUGCGUGAUGUGGCCGGAGAAGAUGUACGCGUGGGCGUCCAUGGCAGAAGACCCGCUCAAGCGCGCGGGGUCGGCAUCGGCGCAUCCGUCGAGCCCUCUACGGCGCUACAGCCCAACGACGCUGGCGGUCGGCGGCCUCAUCGUCGUUGGCGGCCUCAGCUACGUCAUGUUCGGGAGCAAGAAGAACGGGCGCGACCAGCAGGCCAGCCGAGCUUAGAAAAGGCCCGUGGAGAUCGUCGAUUAGCUAGCUUACCGAGAUGUUCCGAAAAUAAGAUAGGAUUAGGCUCUUUGGCGGGUGUUAUGUAUGUGUUCCAUAUGUGCAAAAACCUCGAGUGCUACUAUCUUGUUAUCCAUGUAUGUAUAACAUGCCAAUUUUCUUACUGAAUAAGUAGCCUCCCUUGUGAUUUAAUUAUUAGAACCACGGAAGAUAUGUGGUUCAAAUGUUAAGCUCGUUUCAUUGUAGCAUCUGUAACCGAAACUUGUUGUGUGGGGUGUGGCCAGUACACUAAUUUAUACAUUUAAUGUUGCUGAA
Molecule: messenger RNA, 596 nt
Organism: Zea mays
Lineage: Eukaryota; Viridiplantae; Streptophyta; Magnoliopsida; Poales; Poaceae
Exons: 1
Coding region: 72-281 (69 amino acids)
Source: RefSeq, marked validated